AUUCGAAUCAUCUUCAUCAUCAUUUGUAAAACAAAACAAAAAAUAUCAGAAAAAAUUGUCUUGUGUGUCUUUGGGGAUCCAGCACAUCAAAAGUAAACGACAACAAACACAAACAGCACCCUUAAACUCACACACACACACACACACACCUACAUCGACCUUAAAAAAUUUCAUUCGAAACACACGUUAUCUUUAUAUAUUUGGGCGCAUGUUCGAAACGAAACUCUAUUCUGAUUUCAACUUUUCUAUUUCCAUUUCCCUAACUUUUUUUUCACAUUUUUUUUUCUGUUUUGUGUGAUUGUUUUUGUGUGUGUAAAUUUGAAGAUUUUUCAUUUUUUUUUUUUUUUUUGAUUUUGAAAAAAUCAUCUUGUCACCGUACCCAUAUAAAUCAUCCAUCAUUAUCAGGAACAUGGAACAUCAAAUAUUGAUUUGCAAUGAACCUAGUCCACAAUCACCACCAUCAUCAUCAACCACAUCAUCAUCAUCAUCGUCGUUAGGACAGAAUCAUUUAAAUUUACAUCGUUCACAUAGAAAUGGAUCACAUCGAAUUGCUAUACAUCAUUAUCAAUCAUUGGAUCAAUCAUCACCAACAAGCGAUUCAAGUGGUUAUGAUUCAAAUACAUCAAUUAUAUCAUCUAUUCAUUCUAGUUAUGGUGAUGAUGAACAUCAUCAUUAUCGAACAAAUAAUAGAAAUUGUAGAAAACGAAAACCAUAUGAUAGUGGUGAUCAUGAGAGCCAACUACAACAGCAACACCAACAACAAUUACAACAAACCAAAUCGAAUCAAAAUCGAAUGUCAAUUAGUCAUCAACAACAACAACAACAACAGCUACCACCACAGCCAAGGCAACGACUAGCGGAAGAACCAGAAUCGGUAAUCAGUCAUCUAGAUCAAAAUCUACUUGAUGAUCAAGAAAGAAUUCUUAAAAGAAUGUUAUCGAUUGAACAGCGAUAUAUACCAUUGAAUGUAAUCGAUGCUGUAUAUCGUUCAUCGACAAGUGAUAUAAAUGAAAAAACACGUUUUGAAUUGACCGAAUGGAUGCACGAGGUAUGUGAACAAUACAAAUGUGAACCUGGCAUAUUUAGCCUUUCGGUCAAUUACUUGGAUCGAUUUAUAUUGGCUAAACCUACUGUACCUAAACAACAAUUACAAUUGGCUGGCAUUGUAUGCAUGUUGAUUGCAUCGAAAAUACGUCAAUGUAAUACAUUCGAUCUGGAAUUUUUAAGCUUUGCAAGUGAUCAUGCAUUCACCGUGAAAGAAAUUCUGAUAUGGGAACAACUUAUCCUGAAAGAAUUAUCAUGGGAUGUCAGUUCAAUCAUUGCAACCGAUUAUCUGGAUUAUCUAUUGGUUAUUUUAUCGAAUCUAUUAUCAGCAACAGCAACAAAUACUUGUCAAAAACCGAAUAAACAACAACAACAACAAUGUAAUCGACGUAAUCAUCGAAUUCGUCGAUAUAGUAUAAGUAAUCAUCAUCAAGAUGAUGUCGAUAUUGGAAGGUUAAGAAAAACUGUACGAAGAAUGACAAAAAACCAUUGUUCUGAUAAUGAAAAUGAUGAUGAUGAUAAUACGAAUGUUUCAUCAUUAAGGAAACGGAAAACAUCGAUUCGAAGUUUAAACCAUCCAUCGAAACGUAUGAAAUCUGAUCAUCGACAAUUUACUAGUCGCCAUGAUGAUGAUGAUGAACCGAUUGUAUAUGAAAAACAACAACAACAACAACAACAGCAUAAUUCAUGGACAAACAAUUCGAAUGAUCAUCAAUCUUGUUCAACAUCAACGAUUGAGGCCAUCAUACGUCGUCAUGCAAAUACAUUUAUCGAAUUAUGUUCCAUAGAUAUUACAUUUGUAUCUGUUGAACCAUCGGUGAUUGCAUCUGCAUGUGUGGCCACAGCAUUACAAGGUCUCGACAUUAAUCGAAAUAGAACGACAACAACAUCACAAUCAUCGACCGACAUGACUACAAAGACGAAUACGAUGAUGAUGAUGAUGACGCCGGAACAGCCAAUAUCAACAACAAAUUAUAUGAUUACCACCACCGCCACCACCGCCACAAACAACAGCAACAGCAAUAAUAGCCGACGACACACAACAGUACAACAGGCUAACGACCAACAAAAUUCAACAACAACAAUAAUCCCUAAUAAUUUAUAUGAACAAUUCUUAUUGGCUGUAGAAAAACAGCUUGGAAUCGAUUCGCAUUGUAUUGAAAACUAUGCAAAACAAAUCGAUAAUUUGAUCCGAAAUGAAUCAAUGACAAUGGAUCGAAAUUCAAUGACUAACAAUGUUGACGAUACGAUAGCUACGGUAUCACCGGAAAUUACUAGCCGAUCAUCAUCAAAUCAUAUCAACAAUAAUAAUACGAAUAUUGUUCCCACACCGCCUACUACAGCCACAGCCACAGCCAUGACAAUAUCGAUCGAUACGAAUUUACCGACAACAUUGAUGAAUGCUCAUUGCUAUCAAAACCAUUAUCAUCAGCAUUCCACGGUUAAUAAUAACACGACUUCCACAGCAGCCACUCCCAAUAACAAUCAGAAUUAUAUUCAUACUACAUUCGCCCAGGUAUCUAGUGCAAAACAAUUGCUUCUCAAUCGACAACAGCAACAGCAACAACAACAACAACAGGUCAAUCAACAGGAGAAUCGUUACAUUCCCCAUAAUAAUCAUCAACGGUCAUAUUCUUUAUUACAUGAUACAACCAAUGGUGGUCCUACUGGUCAAAUGACGACUGCCACAUGGUUAGAUGAUCUUAGCCUUAAAACACAACCUUCGUUAACCGAUCUGCUUAGCUAUCUGGAACAUGAAGAUCGUGAAAAUAUACCAAUUUUCAUUCCAGAACAGCCAUCAUUGAUCAAUGUUAAUGCUGAUGAUGAAGAUGAUGAUGAUGAUAAUAAUGAAAAACGUUUACGUUUCGUUAAAAAACAUUAUAUCUAG
Dermatophagoides farinae (American house dust mite) is the source of this 2932-nucleotide messenger RNA. RefSeq lists its product as uncharacterized. The record is from RefSeq and is a predicted model, not a curated record. Lineage: Eukaryota; Metazoa; Arthropoda; Arachnida; Sarcoptiformes; Pyroglyphidae.